Molecule: messenger RNA, 1000 nt
Organism: Lucilia cuprina (Australian sheep blowfly)
Lineage: Eukaryota; Metazoa; Arthropoda; Insecta; Diptera; Calliphoridae
Gene: Prosalpha2
Product: proteasome subunit alpha type-2
Exons: 5
Coding region: 121-825 (234 amino acids)
Biological process (GO): ubiquitin-dependent protein catabolic process
Cellular component (GO): proteasome core complex, alpha-subunit complex; proteasome core complex
Source: RefSeq, a predicted model, not a curated record
CAGUGUCAUUUUUUAGUUUACUUUGUUGAAAAAAAAAAAAACAUUUUGCGAUACUAUUUGUCAUUCGCGUUUAAAUUAGUUUUGAAGAAAAUUUUAAAAUCAUAUUAAGAAUCCCAUAAAAUGGCAUCAGAACGCUACAGUUUUUCUCUAACGACAUUUAGUCCAUCGGGAAAAUUGGUACAAUUGGAGUAUGCGUUAGCUGCUGUAUCGGCCGGUGCCCCUUCUGUGGGUAUUAUGGCUUCUAAUGGAGUUGUGAUUGCAACAGAAAACAAGCAUAAAUCAGUUUUGUAUGAAGAACACAGUGUUCAUCGUGUUGAAAUGAUAUCCGGUCACAUUGGUAUGGUGUAUUCCGGCAUGGGUCCAGACUAUCGCCUUUUAGUUAAGCAAGCUCGAAAACUUGCACAAAACUAUUAUCUUACAUACAAAGAACCAAUACCAGUGGCUCAAUUAGUUCAACGAGUAGCAACUCUAAUGCAGGAAUAUACCCAGAGUGGUGGUGUAAGACCUUUUGGAGUAUCUUUACUUAUUUGCGGUUGGGAUAACGACCGCCCAUAUUUGUUCCAGUGUGACCCCUCUGGUGCAUAUUUUGCCUGGAAAGCUACAGCAAUGGGUAAAAAUGCUGUAAAUGGCAAAACAUUCCUGGAGAAACGUUAUAGCGAAGAUUUGGAACUCGAUGAUGCCGUACACACAGCCAUUUUAACUCUAAAGGAGGGAUUUGAGGGCAAAAUGACAGCAGAUAAUAUAGAAGUUGGUAUUUGCGAUCGUAACGGUUUCAAGCGUUUGGAUCCAGCCACCGUUAAAGACUAUUUGGUCAAUAUCCCUUAGAUAUAAGACAGGACGAAACUACUGCUUAGAAAAGUAACAUAAUGAUAUGGAGCAGGACUUUAGAGAACAUAAACAACUUACAAAAUUAAAGAAAACAAACAUUUAAUUGUAUUUGAAACAUUACAAAUGUGGUUUAUGUGUGUUUUUUCAAAAAAUAUACAUUUUUUAUUUCAAA